Messenger RNA from Lathyrus oleraceus (garden pea), 889 nucleotides. RefSeq lists its product as uncharacterized. The record is from RefSeq and is a predicted model, not a curated record. NCBI's taxonomy places the organism in Eukaryota, Viridiplantae, Streptophyta, Magnoliopsida, Fabales, Fabaceae. The transcript has 2 exons. Bases 77 to 778 code for a protein of 233 amino acids.
AUUUCCAACCUUACUCCUUCGUCACUGUGCUCUCUUCUUCAAACUUCAAACUCAAAAAAACUUAAUAUUAACAACAAUGAUAUCUCUCAAAUUUCUUCUCAUUUUCAUAGCCGUUAUUUUCACUGCCUUGGGAUUCAAAUCCUCUCUUCCACUAGCCACCACAAACCUCCAUCUCCUAUGGAAUUUCUUCCUUCUCUGCUUCACUCCUCCAUACCUCUUCUUUACCGUUAACGCCAUCAUCAUCUCCAUCCUCGCUUCUUCCAAGUUCCACCAAUCCAAAGAUCAAGCAGUUGAAGAAGUGACGAAAGAAAUCGACCUCGGAAAUUUGCUACCGGAGAUCAUAAACUCGCCGGAUAAUCUACCACCGGUCGAUAAACCUCUCGUUUCUUCGAGGUUCAUUCACCGGAAACCUCUUAAAUCCACCCCCGAAGGUGGGAAAGCUUUGAAGGUGGCUGCGAAGCAAAAACGGCACGAGACGUUGGAGAACACGUGGAAGACGAUAACGGAGGGACGGUCAAUACCGUUAAGUAGACACAUGAAAAAGUGUGACACGUGGCAAAACCGUUAUGACGCGGGCCCACAUCAACCCGAAGAUUCUGUCAGCGAAUUCAACUUGAACAAGACUGUGAGGCUGAGAAAAGAACCGUCGCUGAGUCAAGACGAGUUGAAUAAACGAGUAGAAACGUUCAUACGAAACUUCAAUCACCAAAUGAGAUUGCAAAGAGAAGAAUCAUUAUUGAAUCACUACAACAACAUGAUUAACCGUGGUGCAAGUUAACCUACCUAUUUAAUAAAAGUCAGGAAAAAGAAUUGUGUAAAUUUAUUGAUAGUGGUAGAUUUAGAGUAAGAUUACAUCAUAUUUAUACAUAGGCGUUGUUUAUUAUUAUUA